Triplophysa rosa is the source of this 1906-nucleotide messenger RNA. RefSeq names its product eukaryotic translation initiation factor 3, subunit Ja (gene eif3ja). The transcript is spliced from 7 exons. Bases 31 to 864 code for a protein of 277 amino acids. Lineage: Eukaryota; Metazoa; Chordata; Actinopteri; Cypriniformes; Nemacheilidae. Gene Ontology annotation, cellular component: cytoplasm; eukaryotic translation initiation factor 3 complex. Gene Ontology annotation, molecular function: translation initiation factor activity. The record is from RefSeq and is a predicted model, not a curated record.
GCUCCCAUUACCUUCAGCGACUCACACAUCAUGGCGGACGCCGAUUCGUGGGAUGCUGAUAGUUUCGAGCCCGACGAGCCAAUUAAAAAGGCGGCAGUUCAUGACAAAUGGGAGGGCGAAGAUGAAGAAGACGACGUGAAAGAUAACUGGGAUGAUGAUGAAGAAGAGGAGGAAAAGGUGGAGCAAAAGAAGACAGAGACAAAGCCUACAGAAAAGAAGAAGCUUGGUGACAAAAUAAAAGAGAAGGAAAGUUUACAAAGGAAAAAACAAGAGGAGCUCAAACAACAACAAUUAGAGGAGUCGAUAACCAAUGAACUGACACCAGAAGAGGAGCUGGCAGAGAAACUCAGAGUGAAAAAACUACAGGAGGAUUCAGAUUUAGAACUAGCAAAAGAGGCUUUUGGUGAGUGUUAUCUUACUAUAACUGCAUGGCAUUAUAAAAUGUUGUUUGUUUUGUUUAUAACAUCAGUAUUUUUUUUAAUAUUUUUUUUAGGUGUAGUAUCAAAUAAUGUUACAGGAAUUGAUGCAAUGAGCCCCUCGUCAAAAGAAGACUUUACAGAGUUUGAGCGUUUGCUAAAAGAAAAAAUCUCUCCGUAUGAGAAGUCUAUACACUAUUCCAGCUUUUUAGAAUCACUGUUUAGGGACCUAUGUAUUUCAUUGGAAAUUGAUGACUUGAAGAAAAUUAACAACUCACUCACAGCGUUACUAAGUGAAAAGCAGAAGCAAGAAAAGCAAAACAAAGGUAAAAAGAAAAAGAAGGGCGUUGUACCAGGAGGAGGAUUUAAAGCCAAGAUGAAAGAUGACCUAGCAGAUUACGGGGAGUUUGAUGGCGGUUAUGCACAAGACUAUGAGGAUUUCAUGUGACCACGGCUUAACCAAUUUAUCACUUUUGCCGUUUGCUGAACCAUAUACCUUAACAGCAUGACCUUAUCCCUGCAGUCAGGCCCGUUACCAGAAUCAUGCUAGAAAACUCUGAUCUUCAUCCCAUGACAUGCACAAUAUCCCUUCAAAGACGUUUAUACAGAGAUUUAAAUAACGGCUCUACUUUUUCUGGUCUGUCGUUGGUCAGCUUUUGUCGGAAUAAUGAAACCGAUGAUGCAACUCCUUUAAAAGUGAACACUGACAGCGUGUGAACUAGCAGUAUAGAUUUCACAGUCCAGAUGACUAUGAACAAAGAGUGUUAUUGUUCGGUAACUGCUACUUAAAUAAACGACAUUCUAUGCAAAUUUCAGAACAUGUCGAUAUGAAUCUCAAUGUCAUUGGAUUAAUUUUGCAGUUGACAGCCAGCGUUCCUUUGGAAGUUAGAUUUGUUUGAACGAGAUUACUUUUGCAUAGCAGUCUUAGCUAGCUAAACCCAUAUAAACCGAAGUGGUAAUAUCUAAAAAGUCAUGUGGUUUAAGAAUCAUGUCUACACUAGAUGUUUUAUUUUCUGUUUUGGUUCAUUCAUUUCGAUACGUAAAUCUAGAUUGUAGCGUACUUUAGCUAAGCCUAAAAAAAUCUUCUACAGAAAAUAACGCUUUAAUGUUUGUAGCUCGUGAUGCAUUCCAUAUGAAGUAAAAGACCAAAAAGUAUGAAACUGCGCUGUGCGACUCACUCAUAAAGAACUGGUUUUAAAGGUACAUUUUGCAGAGCAGAAUACACAAAUAUUUACAAACUCAAUGCAACACAUUAUGCAGUUACUCAUUUGACCUCGACCACGCCAGCAAAGAAUUGAUGCGAUCUCAGACAGGGUUUGAGAUUAUCUGAUGAUACACAAGGGACUGAUGUAGGGUCAGGAAUCGUUUGGCUCUCAAUUUUCUCUACAAACUACAGUGUGAUAGACGUGCUUCAAAGAGACUUGUGCAAAGCUGAUAAUAGGACUCUGCACUGUUUUAUAAAGAUCUAAUUUAAUAAAAGUUGCUUAAAA